Molecule: messenger RNA, 2610 nt
Organism: Oncorhynchus keta (chum salmon)
Lineage: Eukaryota; Metazoa; Chordata; Actinopteri; Salmoniformes; Salmonidae
Exons: 13
Coding region: 91-855 (254 amino acids)
Source: RefSeq, a predicted model, not a curated record
GCUGUCCAUCCUGGGCUCCCUCAGGUAUGCAGCUGCACCACCGCUGAACAUACAGGUGUUACUGAGCUGUUUUCCUGAUCCUGUCUCAGGAUGUUUCACUGGAUGGUGAAGGUGGUUCCUCAGCCCCCUGACGCCCCUGGUUCUCUGGGAGAGGAGACGGCCAAUCCCGCACCAAGAAACGUGUCUAAAGAUGACGUGAAAAAAGUCAAGGCACAACCAGCCAAACAGAAGGAAGAUGAUAUUUCUGAGAACAGUAUUCAGAGUGGAGUGAUGUCCUGGCUCUCCAAUGGAUUCACAAGUGCUCUUCCUCAACCAGCAGGCACACCUAACCUCAGCAGAUCCAACUCUGUAUCCAAGUCACUGCAGGAUGAUGAAAGGAAUGGGGUGAUUAAGUGGAUUGCAGAUGGACUGAGUAAAGUGGUACCCCAGCCAGAUGAAAAGUACAGAGAGGAUAAUCGAGAGGAGGAGGAUGAAACAGAGGUUUAUAACAUGAAAGAUGUGCCGGACGCAGAGCCUCUCCCACAUAUACCUGUGGUGGAGAUGUUUUCAGAAUAUGAGGAAGAGGAUCAGAUACCACAGUUCCCCCGCAAUGUGGUUAACUGGAUUAAGAAUGCUAUUCCUCAGCCUGUGAUGCUCCCUGCAGGCUACAUAGAGGCCCUAAGUAAGGCGCAACAGGCCCAGGUUCUCUCACCAUCUCCGGAGUCCCUCAAAGGAGAUGAGGACUCACAGAACUCAAAUGUCGUGGGCUGGUUCGUGACGGGCCUCGGCCUCAAGUUGCCACAGCCUGUCGCGAGAUCCAGAGAUGAUGUUGAAGUUCUGCCGAAUGGGGGGGUAGGAGCGCUGAGAUCCCCUUAAACAAAAGGAGAAAGAAGACUGAGGAACCAUGAGAGAGACUGACACUGAGAGCAAAGAGAUAGAGGCAGAAAAACAGACUUACCGACAUAGAUGAUUGUCGACAUUUAUACAGCUCCACUGAGCAACCUGGCAGCUGUGAGACACCGCUUAAAAAAUAUGUUUAAUUUACCUUACUCUUUAUGGAAUGCAGAUAUUUUUGUUUGAUUUUAAUUGUGUUUAGUCAAUGUAUUAAAAGGAACUGUUUGUCAGUUAAUGUCAGUUGUGUCGUUGAAAUGUCCUCUAUUUACCAAAUCAUGGGAGCAAACACACACACACACACGUCAGAGUUAGUUAUAAAAAUCCAUCUUUAAUUAUAUGAACUCUAUCACAAUCCUGUGACUCUCAGAUAAAUUCAGUGUCUCCCAGUGAAUUCUCUGAGAGACCCCUUACAAUGCAACUGAGUUCCUUUAAUAGCAAAGACACACAUAGUCAGACAACAUAGACAUAAUUCAUCGUUCAGCUUUGUCUCCUUUCCCAAACCCCAGAACCAUAAACCAAUCCUCCAAAUCAACAGGCAUAUAUCAAAUUGUCAUUUAGAUACAACCCACUCUAAAUACAAACUCCUGGACAAACUCACGGAGAGGAGAAUGAGGCUAUAGGUUAAGAUAAAAGCAACAUUAGAGGGAGCAUAGAAUGAUUCCAGACACUGCAACCCUUUUUUCCCCACUAGAAAAAGGUAGGGAGUAAAAGAUAUGUUUACACAUGAUGACACUUUCAUGGUCUCCCCUCUAUGUAGCCCAUGCAACUUAGUCCUGACAUAGAACAGAUAACUGCCAAUGGCCACCACUAUAGUACAACAAAAUACAUUCUUAUGAGAAAUAACUCAUAAGCAUAUCAUGAAAAUAACACAUCUUAUCUAUGUUACUCAACUAAUUCUGAUAAUUCCACAACAGUUGUUCAACUCUUGUCGAUAUGUAGCAAGAAAUGGGUCUUGUCUUCAUUGUAGUAAUAUUUGAAGUCAUUUGGAUGCAUUAAGAGAUUAAGUAUAUUAGAAAAUACAUACAGACACAAAGAGCUAUGAGGCAACAUUGUGACUCAUAGUUUGUGUACAUUAAAUAUACCAUAUUAAACUACUUUUUUGAAGGUAAAGAUUAUUGCUGCCCUGAAAAGCUAACACAAAAACCACUUAAUCAUAUUGUACAUGUUUUCCCUCGUGACCUAUUCUUAUCGCCUUGAACUAUGAAUGUGGCCUAAAGUUGUAAUUAUGUUUAUUUUGAUAAUUUUUGGAAUGAAAUCCACAAAAGAGGAUUUGACAAACAGAGUCAAGGGAGUCAAGUUAUUACAAAUAAGUUGAUAAAUGAUGGCAUCAUGCCUAAAAAGUAUCCCUGACAUUAUAAUAACGUGUUGUGAAAUAUAAAAAAAUAAAAAUAAAGAUGGCCUCCCGGGUGGCACAGUGGUCUAGGGCACUGCAGUGCUAGCUGUGCCACCAGAGACUCAGCCGGCUGCGACCGGGACGUCCAUGGGGCGAUGCACAAUUGGCCUAGCGUCGUCCGGGUUAGGGAGGGUUUGGCCGGUAGUGAUAUCCUUGUCUCAUCGCGCACCAGCGACUCCUGUGGUGGGCCUGGCGGAGGACGCAUGGCUUUCGACCUUCGUCUCUCCCGAGCCCGUACGGGAGUUGUAGCAAUGAGACAAGAUAGUAACUACUAACAUUUGGAUACCACAAAAAAUUGGGGAGAAAAGGGGGUUAAAAAAAGUUUAAAAUAACUAAAUAAACAA